Messenger RNA from Austrofundulus limnaeus, 2208 nucleotides. It is a transcript of the gene fancc, whose product is annotated as FA complementation group C. The coding region runs from base 199 to 1845 and encodes 548 amino acids. NCBI's taxonomy places the organism in Eukaryota, Metazoa, Chordata, Actinopteri, Cyprinodontiformes, Rivulidae. Gene Ontology annotation, biological process: interstrand cross-link repair; nucleotide-excision repair; cellular response to oxidative stress. The transcript has 14 exons. The record is from RefSeq and is a predicted model, not a curated record. Gene Ontology annotation, cellular component: Fanconi anaemia nuclear complex.
UGAUCGUCACUCUGACACGGAACUCCGCAGAGAAGAGGGAAGUUCGGUUUGUUUACUUCGCGGAAAGAGAAGCUUUAUYAGUCAGACGUUGCGAAGAAUGAGUUAUUAUAAAUCACUCUUACUUUGGGGACAUACCAGUUUAAUGGCCGCUCGAGAUAUUUCAAUGAUUUAAGUAAAUCAGCCUGUAAAAGAAGCCAAAUGACUGAGCUGCAGCCAACGAGCCGGCUCCAACAAACAGCAGAGUGUUUUCUUAGUGUCCAGGAGAUGCAGUCCUGGCUGGACAAGGCAGUGUCUUGGGGUCAGGCUGACUCAUCAGACACCCGAAAAGACACCUGCCAACACUUGAGCAGACUGAGGGAUUUCCUCCAGCAACUUCUCACACAAAUCAACAAUACGAGCUCCACGACAGAAAUCAUGAAGAAGCUGCCAUUUUUAGGCCAGCUUUUAGGUCGCCUCUGUUGGAACCCUUACGUCACCGCAGGAGAAACAAUCAGGGAACUACUUCUCCAGUGUUUGUGGGGACUGCACUCAGAGCAUCCAAGAGAUGCUGUGGAAAGAAAGGCCAACCAGUGGAUACGGAAAGUGUUGUGUCAGCUGGUUACAGAAGAAGAUGAUGUUACAGCUCAGGCACUAAUGAAGCACAUGGGUGUGCCAGCUAAAGAGUACCAAGCUCAAGUAUUAAAAAAGAUUGUAACGAAAGUUCAGGAAAACGUUGAAAAGAGUUCUCAAAAUGGCACAGAUGAAAGUAUUUUGGCUACAUCAGAGGUUUUGGUGCCCCUCGUCACAUGUCCUGAAAUUUCUCCUCUCGCUGGCACUUUGCUAAAACAUCCAGCGAUUUCCUUGUCAGAAGACUUCCUUGAUGCUCUGAGCUCUGCUCAUUCCAGUCAUGGCCUACCAUUAGAAGAACAGGCCCUAAUCUCUCUGUGGUAUCACCGGCUGCCCUGCCUGGAGGAGGCAGUGCUCAGUCUGCUGCAGUCUGUUACUGCUGCUGGGUCAACGCCACAAAAUGUUGAGCAGCAAGUUACAAAGUCCCUGCUGCCUAAAGCUUGUGCUCAACACUGUUCAAUAUUCCUGAUUGUAAAUGACAUCUUCCGGUCCAUCCUUAAGCAAGCUGAAAGUAACCAGUCUGUUAGAUCUGCUGCUCAAACCUUUACCAAGUGUUUCUUAAGAGAAUAUUUCCUCCUGCAGCCUGACACAUCUGCAUCUCUGAAGGACUUCUUCCCACAGUCCCCCCCAGGUCUGCUUGCUCCCCUCCUAACCAUGCCAUCAGAGAUGCCUCAYGAGGCUUUGAAAAGCCACCUGAAGUGGCUCAGCAGCUCGUUACAGAGACUGACAGAAGAGGAAGAGGAGGGAGACGCAGGCAGCACAAGCACCAGAGGGCACCACAAAGUGUUUGAGGCCUGGUUCCUGCUCGUUCAAUGCGCCCACUGGGUGCAGGUGGCGCUCCAGCUGCUGGUCACAUCAGGCCCUGAGGACUGUGGUCCCCUUCUCUGGUUGCUGACCUUCUACCAUCACCCCACCAACAGGUGGCACCACAGAGCUGUCCAGCUGGUUCAAGCCAAAGAAGCGUGGGACCUCUUGCACACACUUUACUCCGUCUCACCAUGUCCUCUCAGUGUUGCCCGCCUACAAUCAUUAAUCAUCCUGCUGUCGUCACAAACGUCAGUGGCUUCAUCGUUGACCUUCAACUUAUUAGUUCAUUUUGCAGUUUUCUGCCAGCUACCACCACAUGCCUCAGCAGAGGUUUUACAGAUGGUAAAAAAAACACAUUUUCUUUUUUUUUUAAAUCUGUUUAAUUCCAAAUGGUGUUAUCCUGUUUCUGAGGUUCUCUUCUCCUGCCUUUAAAACCUGAUUAGUGGUUUUCAUAUUUUUGUCCUGUUAUGUAAAACUCUGCAUGUAUAGSAGACUGUAAUUGCUUUUUAUUAUGUCUGUUCUGAGCAGUUAUUGCAUUAGUAUAAACUACUUGACAAAUAGGGGACUAACUGUAGAUUAUAAAGGACUUUAUGUACAAAUUACAUGUUUAUUUGAAUAAAUCAGCAAGUUGAAUUCAUAGGAAAAAUAUCAGUGAGAAUUUUAGAUAAAUUUAGAAUAUUUCAUUUUUAAGUUGCUUCUUUUCAGAUACAUUUUAUUUUGAAAGUCAGCAAUACAAGUUACUGAAACUUUUGACUUUGAAUGAAAAAACAAGUUUGCCCCUAAUUUUAUUUCAUA